Galeopterus variegatus (Sunda flying lemur) is the source of this 1071-nucleotide messenger RNA. RefSeq names its product short transient receptor potential channel 7. The transcript has 5 exons. The annotation marks the transcript as partial. Gene Ontology annotation, biological process: manganese ion transport; regulation of cytosolic calcium ion concentration; calcium ion transmembrane transport. Gene Ontology annotation, cellular component: cation channel complex; membrane. Lineage: Eukaryota; Metazoa; Chordata; Mammalia; Dermoptera; Cynocephalidae. Gene Ontology annotation, molecular function: inositol 1,4,5 trisphosphate binding; store-operated calcium channel activity. The record is from RefSeq and is a predicted model, not a curated record.
GCUCAUCCUAACUGUCAGCAGCAAUUGCUUACCAUGUGGUAUGAAAAUCUCUCAGGCUUACGUCAACAGUCUAUCGCUGUGAAAUUCCUGGCUGUGUUUGCAGUCUCCAUAGGCCUCCCUUUUCUCGCCAUAGCCUAUUGGAUUGCUCCGUGCAGCAAGCUAGGACGAACCUUGAGAAGCCCUUUCAUGAAGUUUGUAGCCCAUGCCGUUUCUUUUACAAUCUUCUUGGGAUUGUUAGUUGUGAAUGCGUCAGACCGAUUUGAAGGUGUUAAAACCCUGCCUAACGAAACCUUCACAGACUACCCAAAACAGAUCUUCAGAGUGAAAACCACACAGUUCUCCUGGACAGAAAUGCUCAUCAUGAAGUGGGUCUUAGGAAUGAUUUGGUCCGAAUGCAAGGAAAUCUGGGAGGAGGGGCCGCGGGAGUACGUGCUGCACCUGUGGAACCUGCUGGACUUCGGGAUGCUGUCCAUCUUCGUGGCCUCCUUCACGGCGCGGUUCAUGGCCUUCCUGAAGGCCAGCGAGGCCCAGCUGUACGUGGACCAGCACGUGCAGGACAACACGCUACACAACGUCUCGCUUCCGCCGGAAGUGGCUUACUUUACCUACGCCAGGGACAAGUGGUGGCCUUCAGACCCUCAGAUUAUAUCAGAAGGGCUGUAUGCGAUAGCUGUCGUGCUGAGCUUCUCUCGCAUUGCGUACAUCCUGCCGGCCAACGAAAGUUUUGGACCCCUGCAGAUCUCCUUGGGGAGAACUGUAAAAGAUAUCUUCAAGUUCAUGGUCAUUUUCAUCAUGGUAUUUGUGGCCUUCAUGAUUGGGAUGUUCAACCUGUACUCUUACUACCGAGGUGCAAAGUACAACCCAGCAUUUACAACGGUUGAAGAAAGUUUUAAAACCUUAUUUUGGUCCAUAUUUGGCUUAUCUGAAGUAAUCUCGGUGGUGCUGAAAUAUGACCACAAAUUCAUCGAGAACAUCGGCUACGUUCUGUACGGCGUUUAUAACGUCACUAUGGUGGUAGUGCUGCUCAAUAUGCUGAUAGCCAUGAUCAACAACUCCUAUCAAGAAAUCGAG